Vavraia culicis subsp. floridensis is the source of this 375-nucleotide messenger RNA. RefSeq lists its product as uncharacterized. The record is from RefSeq and is a predicted model, not a curated record. The transcript has a single exon. Lineage: Eukaryota; Fungi; Microsporidia; Pleistophoridae. Bases 1 to 375 code for a protein of 124 amino acids.
AUGUGGUGUUUCGCACCUUUCAUUGGCCUGAAUCGGUACGUGCACGUUUUUACGGGCAGUACUUUAACUGCAAUACUUCGGUGGCUGCUCCGUGCUAAGACAUGCAAUGAAAAAGGCCGUGCGUGCACUGAGCCAACGAUGAGCGCGUUACCUUCCCUUUAUCGUGGCAGGUGUGCCGGAAACGGGCACAGGUCCAAGAAUGUUGUUGGUGCGCGGGAAGAAGAAAAGAUUUUAGUGAACGACCGUUUCCUGUUGGUGCGCUUAGUGGUUGCAGGUGAAAUACUUUUAGGCCAGGAAAUGCGCAGUGCUGCUCAUAAACGUGUUGUUUUGAGGAAGUAUCAAUUUUUGCUGGGGUGCACAUCAACAGCGCUGUGA